Molecule: messenger RNA, 1144 nt
Organism: Dermatophagoides farinae (American house dust mite)
Lineage: Eukaryota; Metazoa; Arthropoda; Arachnida; Sarcoptiformes; Pyroglyphidae
Source: RefSeq, a predicted model, not a curated record
GCCAUGGCAAUAAUUGUCAAAUAUGAUCCAUCAGUUUUAAAAAAUCAUUUUAUGUAAUCAAAUCAAAGCAAUGAACAUUAUUAAUGAGAUAAAAUUACAUUACAAUCAUUUCCAGCAAAAACAAGAUUCACGAGUUUUCUUCAAAACGCUAUUUCUAUUCCAUUUUCUCAAUGAUAAACAUCGACUGGAAAUCGAUGAUGAUGAUCUAUUGUUCUUCAUCUAUAAAAUCGAUGAAGCAUUAAUUAAUCGUCUCAAGAUUGAUGUAUUUAGAAAAUCAAGCACCGAUUUACCUCUUGAUAAUCCUGCUAUCGAUUGGCAGGAAACGGCAUUUUUGAAUAUAAUUUUACAAAAAUUAAAUUAUACAAUCUAUUUUGCAGUAUUGACACGAACAAGCGCAAAUCAUUAUCAUGUAUUAUCUAAGCAAAAAAUAUCAGUAUUUUCUAGCCCAAGUCAGCAUUCAGUUUUGUACAAAGAAAGAAUGGAAGAAUAUUCAUAUCCGAUGAUCAAUUUUCAUGUUGAUAAUUACGAAGAGUUUCUAUUUGAAAAUAUUCUCAAUUACCUUGAAAUUAUUUAUAUUGAACUUUUGGUUUCCUUCUCACCAACGGAAGAACCAUCAGUGUUAUUAUCAUUCUCUCUUAACUACGAAUCCAUCGAUAAUGCCUAUCGUGAAAAGAAAUCGAUAAUAAACGGCCAAUAUCUUGGGGUAGCCAAAGUUAAAGAUUCAGAGACAAAUGGUUUUGGCGAAUUUGCAAUAAAAAGAAAAAUUCAACGUUCGAUUUCAGAUAAUCCAUCAAAUAAAUUGAAUUUAUCCAGUUUUGAUUAUCCAGAUUCAUUUGUAUCAAGAAUUCGAUCGUUAAACAAUAGUCCUAAUCAUCUUUCACCACGUUCAACAUGUCUAUUAUAUGAUGAUAAUUGUUUGAUAUUUGAUUCACAAGAUUUACUAUCAGAUUUAGACAGUGAAAAUUCCAAUCAAUUAUGGUACCAGAAAGGUUUUAGUCAAUUAUAUUUUCGUUGGAAAAAUAAACAAAAAGAUUUUACCAAUUCAUAUCAUUGUUUUAUCACACAAAUAUCACUGCCAUGUGAGAAAAUUAUUCAGAAAAUUUUGUCAAAUAAUUGUAGAAAAUCUAUACUGAUAAUAUAAAUA